AGACCCAGCUGAUAUCCGCGUUCGACAAACACAGAGGCUUGCUGAAGAGGCUCAAGAUUCGGUGCGGUGUGAGGCAUCCACGCGUUGACAUACAACGAGCGGUCAGACUCGCUCAGCCGCAGCGCUAGUCCUAAAGCGGCAAUUCUCACACCUUUACACAGCUCAGGUCUCGGCUGCCUCCGAAGGUAAGUUUCAGCAGUUCGUGCCUUCAGUCCAGAGUCUUUGCGAGAAAAUAUAGCCGCAUGCGUCCAUCGCAGGCUAUUUUCGUUCACGACACGAGAGACGACCACUUUCCAGAUUGCAACGUGAGCUUCGAGAUUCAUCGAGGCCGAUACUAUGCCAUACUCGUACGCUGCAGAGUCGGUGUGUUGCAAGCAGCGCAUCAGUAUGAGAAGCUCAGCUUAAGCCAGCCUUCCAUGGCUUCGGUCAGCUUACUACCUAUUACUCACGCUCUGGAGACAUUUCGCCAAGCGGCACUUCCAGCUGCGUUUCUCCAGCUGCGUUUCUCCAGCCCUAUUGCAUUCACACCGAUGACCAACGCAAUCGUAUCCACAAAUGCGAUUGUAUCCACAAAUGCGAUUGUAUCCACAAAUGCGAUUGUGUGUGCAUGUAGCAAUUCACAGCGCUCUCCCGCUUGAGCGAGGGCCAUGGCGCAGUCUUCCUUCCCAUCCUGCCUGCGCCUCUCCAAGGACGACUGCGUUUCGUGCCGCCAGAGUUCGAGGCCACAGUGCGCCGACGGAACA
This is a messenger RNA of Didymella exigua CBS 183.55, 743 nucleotides long. RefSeq lists its product as uncharacterized. NCBI's taxonomy places the organism in Eukaryota, Fungi, Ascomycota, Dothideomycetes, Pleosporales, Didymellaceae. The transcript has a single exon. The record is from RefSeq and is a predicted model, not a curated record. The coding region runs from base 243 to 638 and encodes 131 amino acids.